CCCGUAUGAAAUUCAUCACCAAAUGAGCAUUUGAUGCCCAUGUUCUCUUCAUGUCCACUUAACCUUGUGCAAUUGUGCCUAUAAAAAUCCGUUCUCUCCUUUCCCCUCCUCUUCCCUGACUUCUUACCCACAUAAAUAGAAAAAUAAAACAGAGUUCUUUCAAUUUCCUUUCUCAUUUGUCCAAAAAAGCUAAAAACUAGUAAUUGAUUGCUUAUCAAUGCCACAAAUGUCCAUUUGAGAGGGCUUUUGAGCACUAUAUAUAUAUAAUUAUUUUUCCACUAUAAGGUAUGAUAUUGUGAGAGUGAUUGAUGUUGUAAUCUUUCAAUAAAAAGUGAAGGUUGAGAGUGAGGAAGGGAAAGAGAGAGAUAUCUCUAGAGACAAGUCUCUCUUUUAUAUUGAACCCCUCCCUUUAUUUUAACUUCUCAAAUUAUAUUGAUACCCACUUCCAACCCCCAACUUUCCUUUUCAAAAGAUUCACAAGAGAAAUGUUAAAUUGUUGUAGGAGAUGGAAUCAAACACAUGGGAUGGGUAUGUGGAUUGGAAGAAGAAACCUGCUGUUAAAGGUCAUCAUGGUGGCAUGCUUGCUGCCUCCUUUGUCUUAGUGGUGGAGGUGAUGGAAAACUUGGCAUAUCUGGCAAAUGCAAGCAACUUGGUGUUGUACUUGAUAAAUCACAUGCACUUUUCUCCGUCAAAAGCGGCAAAUCAUGUCACAGAUUUCAUGGGGACUGCUUUUCUGCUAGCUCUUCUUGGUGGCUUCCUUUCUGAUGCUUUCUUCACCACUUAUCAAAUCUACCUCAUCAGUGCCCUUAUUGAGUUCUUGGGUCUCGUGGUACUGACGGUACAAGCCCGUUCAUCAUCCCUAAAACCACCCGAAUGCAACCCAACAGGAGCCACGGUCCCAUGUCAACAAGUCAAUGGCCCGAAAGCUGCAAUGCUAUUUUUAGGCCUUUAUUUAGUCGCGUUAGGUGUAGGAGGCAUAAAAGGAUCUCUACCAUCACACGGGGCGGAACAGUUUGAUGACAAUACUAUAAAAGGAAGAAAACAACGUUCGACGUUUUUCAACUACUUUGUAUGUUGUCUUGCGAUUGGUGCCCUCAUCGCGGUCACUUUCGUGGUUUGGGUUGAAGACAAUAAAGGAUGGGAAUGGGGUUUCGGAAUUUCUACAUUGACUAUUAUAUUGUCGAUCCCGGUGUUCUUAGCUGGUUCACGAUUUUAUAGAAACAAAAUCCCUAGUGGAAGCCCUCUCACGACUAUUUUUAAGGUAUUGAUUGGAGCCGUUUUAAACAAUUGCAUCGCGAGAAGUCCAAGCAACGCGAUAGUGAGCAUGUCAUUGUCGCCAAAUGAUACCGACCAACAACAACAAACAGUCACUAAAGACCUCCAAGAAAUCGAAACCCCGUCUUCAAGUCUCAAAUUCUUAAACAAUGCGGCCGUCAACAAACCAGCCUACACUUUUCUCCAAUGCUCGGUUAAACAAGUCGAAGAUGUCAAAAUCGUCUUAAAAGUACUCCCAAUAUUUGGUUGCACCAUUAUGCUUAAUUGUUGUCUAGCCCAACUAUCCACAUUUUCGGUCCAACAAGCUUCCACUAUGGACCGAAAGAUUGGGUCACUAAAAGUCCCGGCUGCCUCCCUCCCUGUUUUUCCUGUUAUGUUCAUCAUUUUUCUUGCUCCAAUCUACGACCAUAUCAUAAUCCCAUUUGCUCGAAAAGCCACAAAAUCUGAAAUGGGUGUGUCACAUUUGCAAAGAAUAGGAAUUGGGCUACUUCUUUCGAUAAUGGCUAUGGCUGUGGCAGCUCUAGUUGAGAUCAAACGCAAACGGGUUGUCACAAGAACUUCACUCGACCCAAAAGAGCCAUUACCAAUAUCGUUUCUAUGGAUUGCUUUUCAGUACUUGUUUCUUGGGUCAGCUGAUCUUUUCACAUUGGCUGGACUAAUGGAAUUUUUUUUCACUGAAGCACCAGCUAACAUGAAGUCUUUAGCCACCUCGUUAUCGUUUGCAUCGUUGGCAAUGGGGUAUUAUUUGAGCACGGUGAUCGUGUCAAUCGUGAACAGCACAACGGGAAGCUCCGGCAACCGUGGAUGGUUGUCCGGAGAGAACUUAAAUCAUUAUCAUUUGGAGAGGUUUUACUGGUUGAUGUGUGCUUUGAGUGCACUUAAUUUUCUUCAUUACAUGUUUUGGGCUAACCGGUACAAAUACCAAUCUAGAGGGGCUAGAGGGUAGACUAUGGAAAAGUUGAAGGUGUAUUGAGGAAACUGAGACAAAGUCAGCUUCAGAUAUGAUUUACAUUUUCAGCAAAGGAUGGGUGGGGGGGAUAUCUCUAUAAAUAAUACUACGCUGCAAAUUAUAGUUUUACGUUAAA
Erigeron canadensis is the source of this 2360-nucleotide messenger RNA. Its product is annotated as protein NRT1/ PTR FAMILY 4.6-like. NCBI's taxonomy places the organism in Eukaryota, Viridiplantae, Streptophyta, Magnoliopsida, Asterales, Asteraceae. The coding region runs from base 506 to 2221 and encodes 571 amino acids. The record is from RefSeq and is a predicted model, not a curated record. The transcript has 5 exons. Gene Ontology annotation, cellular component: membrane. Gene Ontology annotation, molecular function: transmembrane transporter activity. Gene Ontology annotation, biological process: transmembrane transport.